AUGGUCAUGAGUGGGCUUGGGUGUGCGAUUGCCGUCGCUGUGGCGAAGCAGAUCGUCAGCAAGCUAUUUGUCGCCGGUGAAUACGCUGCGGCGGAAGUCACUCUGCAGUGGAGGUACAGAGAGCAGGUGCUGGAGAUGGGGGAGAAGAUGAAUGAUAUCGAGGCCGUGCUGGGCGAUGCCGACGAGAGGUCGCGUCGAGGAGGGGAAGCCGGAGGAGUGUUUCAGCGGUGGCUUAUGAAGUUUAAGCGUGUUGCCUACGACGUCGAGGACGUGCUGGAUGAGCUUGACGCCGAUGGGCUCAUCAGCAACACACAAUCCAAGGUCAACUUGUGGUUUUCCAGACACAAGCAACUCCUGCAGCGAAUAACCACGCCCCACAAGAUGAAGAAGGUGGUGAAGAAAAUAGACGAAAUUAAAAAGGAGGGCAGUAGGGAUCUCAAACUUGUGCCUCACUCAGCAAGGGGACAAGUGAGCAGAAACAAUGAAACUUUUGCAGCCAACUGGAAUGGUGAUGGCACCAAAACUGGAAUGGUGGGGAGGGGCGUCGAGAAGGAGAAGAUAAUCAACCUGCUACUCCCAAGUGAAGAAGCUAACCAGCAGGAUAUCCCCAUCAUUCCUGUUGUUGGCCUUGGUGGCGUAGGCAAGACAACAUUGGUUGAAUCAGUUCUUGCAGACAAGAGGGUCACUGUCUUUGAUGCCUCAGUCUGGGUUCAUGUGUCCAAGGAGUUUGAUUUGCAAAAAAUUGGGAGUACAAUCCUGAAAAGAAUGAUGAAUAGCAACAUCGACCUAGACAACUGUAAUCUGCAGUUUCUGUAUGAUAAUCUGAGCAAAGAACUUGCUACUAGAAGAUACCUGAUUGUUCUGGAUGAUCUCUGGGAAGAAGAUGGAGAUAAACUUGAAAGUUUGAAGCGGAUGUUGCAGCAUGGCCUCAAGGGUAGCAGGAUUAUAGUAACUACUCGAAGCCGAAGUGUAGUGCAAAAACUGCGCACUGGCUCUCUUGCAAAUAAGAGGAAAAUUUGCUCAGUUCCUGAUUCUGACAUACUAGAGUUGGGUGUUUUAGAACCUGGUGAGUGUUGGGAAUUAAUGAAGUAA
This is a messenger RNA of Triticum turgidum subsp. durum (durum wheat), 1092 nucleotides long. Lineage: Eukaryota; Viridiplantae; Streptophyta; Magnoliopsida; Poales; Poaceae. The record is from the annotation of a GenBank genome assembly.